AGCGGAGUUGUAUCUUAACUAGGCUCUCUCAUCGUCACUCUCUGACACUGAUAGCAGUCCAAGGAAUGCCUGAAUCCGCCCCCUCCUCCGCCUCCUCCUCCUCCUCCUCCUCCAUCAUGCCAACUUUGUAAGCAUCGUUCUCAUUGAUCCUAUGCGGCGGGGCCUACCCUGGUCACUCUUUAGUGGAGUAGUUUUAGUUUAGUACACCGCACGGACCACGCUCUCUCCGCUCUCCAAUUUCCCCCACCCAAACCCAACCCAACCACGGAACAUGAAGAAGGAUCAGACCUCCGCAGAUUCACCAGCCAGCAUUUUCACCUCUACCACUCCCAUUCUCGGCCUCAAACUCUACGUUGUCAUUAUUGCAACUUCUCUCGUCACCAUUGCCCUUUUCGUCCUCAUCUUUCUCUUUCUCCGCUCCAAACGCCGUCGGAUGUGCCUCAGGCAGGCUUCCGGACUCUUGCCUCUGGUUUCCAAAGAUAUUACCCGACUCAAAAAUAAUGCGGAUCCAACCCAGAUUUCUUCUGUGCAUGCUGAUCAUGGUUCUGCCAAGGCGACGGACAAAGAAACCAAACCCAUUCUCAGUAAAGAUGUCCAGAAAUAUGUUCAGAUCAUUGAGUCCGAGGGCAAAAAAGCCAGUUCCGACAGCAAUGACUCCAGUACCAGCAGGAGUGAAUCGUCCUCUGCUGUCACGGCGUCCACCUCGACUUCCACUGAGGGGGCCAACCUCGGGUGGGGACGAUGGUACAGCUUGAAGGAGCUUGAAUUUGCCACUGAUGCAUUCGCCGAUCAGAAUGUCAUUGGAGAAGGAGGCUACGGUGUUGUUUACAGAGGUGUUUUGCAGGACGGUUCUGUAGUGGCUGUCAAAAAUCUUCUCAACAACAAGGGUCAGGCACAAAAGGAAUUCAAGGUGGAAGUUGAGGCUAUAGGCAAAGUGAGACACAAAAACCUUGUCGGCCUUAUUGGUUAUUGUGCAGAAGGUCCUCGGAGGAUGCUUGUGUACGAGUUUGUUGAUAAUGGUAAUUUGGAGCAAUGGUUGCAUGGUGAUGUAGGGCCUGUUAGCCCACUCACUUGGGAGAUCCGAAUGAAGAUCGCAAUUGGUACUGCCAGAGGGCUUGCCUACUUGCAUGAAGGAUUAGAGCCCAAAGUUGUGCAUCGUGAUGUAAAAUCUAGCAACAUUCUUCUGGACAGAAAAUGGAACCCAAAAGUAUCAGACUUUGGCCUUGCCAAGCUAUUAGGAUCUGAGAAAAGCUAUGUGACAACAAGAGUGAUGGGAACAUUUGGAUAUGUUUCCCCUGAUUAUGCAAGUACUGGUAUGCUUAACGAGGGAAGUGAUGUGUACAGUUUUGGAGUUCUGCUCAUGGAAAUAAUUACAGGAAGAAGCCCAGUUGAUUAUUCCAGGCCACCAGCAGAGAUGAAUUUGGUUGACUGGUUCAAAGGAAUGGUUGCAAAUCGUCGUGGUGAAGAGCUUUUAGACCCCCUGAUUGAGAUCCAUCCUCCCUCAAGGGCUUUAAAGCGAGUGCUGUUAGUUUGCCUUCGCUGUAUAGAUUUGGAUGCCAACAAGCGACCAAAGAUGGGGCAAAUUGUACAUAUGCUUGAAGCUGAAGAAUUUCCUUUUCGUGCCGAUCCUCGGCUAGCCCAGGAAACAGCUCCUCUCCAUCCAUUUGUGGGAGCUAGCUUUAGGGGUCAAUUAGUAAAAAAGGAUGUGGUGGAUGGUGAACAAACAUCUAGAAGGAGAUGAUGUUGAUCAGAUUUCAUGGUACACCAGAAGGUAGAUUAGUUUUUUCAGUGUAAAUUUUAACAUGUACUGCUGCGGGAAUAGCACUACCGUUUCCUUCUUUUCCAUGUUGGUCGGAUAAAUAUUGCUUUGCCUUUGUUAUGGACGAGCCGGUGUAUAUAUAUGAUUAUAUCCACUCUAAAUAUGUUGUGUCUCUAGUUUAUAGAAAAUAGAGUACUUCUUUGGGCGCUUUUAGCAUAAAUAUUUCGAAUAUGUAAA
This is a messenger RNA of Coffea eugenioides, 1996 nucleotides long. RefSeq names its product probable receptor-like serine/threonine-protein kinase At4g34500. Gene Ontology annotation, molecular function: protein kinase activity; ATP binding. The record is from RefSeq and is a predicted model, not a curated record. The coding region runs from base 272 to 1741 and encodes 489 amino acids. The transcript is spliced from 7 exons. NCBI's taxonomy places the organism in Eukaryota, Viridiplantae, Streptophyta, Magnoliopsida, Gentianales, Rubiaceae. Gene Ontology annotation, biological process: protein phosphorylation.